UAAGAGCAAAGAAGAAGGACAAGUGUGCAGCAUGCUGUUUUGUCUCGGCCGUCGAUGGGUCAAGGAGCUUGCUUGAUGGAGAAACCCUAACCUUGGAGGGCCGUAGCUGAUAGUUUAUUGGUACUUGCUGUUAAAGUUUAGUCGGUGUCAGUUUGCCUGGGUAUCGGACUCCAUUGUGACUUACCAAUUUUGUUUGGAAAAGUAGAGGUUGCUGGAAACAAAGAUGAGCUCAGCAGCAACAAGUAGAAUGGCAGCUCGACGCCAGAACCAAAAGGAUAACUUCGUCGGAGCAGAAAUCAAGAAAGCUCGCAGAGUAUCGGAAUUGAGGAAUAGGCAGAAGGAGAAACGCAGGUCUGUGUGGGAUCAGGGACGAGAUGGUCUGUCCCACUUCGAGGAGGAGGAAGAAGUCCACGACGAAUCAGCAGCAGCCACAGAAACAAGAGCGGACGACCGCAAGCAGAUGCUCUUGCAAUGGAAGAAGAAAAGAAAUGAGCAGAUGGCCCGCGUGAAAUCGCACCAGCCCAAACCCUUCAAAGUGGGCAGCCGCAAUGUUGGAGCUCCCGUACCUUUGCCCUCGGUGUCUGCCGUCAAUAAGCCCAUGCCGAAGCCGACGCCAAAGCCGACAACGAAGCCAGUGCCGCACCAGUUCACUCAGCGCGCUGUCCGCAGCUCCACUCGUGCACAGAGGAUGGAGAGCAAGGAGAAUAGACAACAAGCAGCAGCAAGUCGUCGAGCUACCAAGGAUAGAAAGAAUGCACCUACUGCGAAAAGCAGUCAAUCUGCGGCCAAGCCCCUGAAGGAAUCCAACCUGCCAACCAUGGAAUUCAACUUUGGCAGUGCCACUGGAGCUGCUGCGACUCUCGGCUGCGUUCCAUCUGACAAAUUCAGCAGUGUCUUCCCGGGUGGCGAGUUCUCGCCAUUCAAGUUCAAUUUCCGGAAGAACCUGAAUGCAACUGCUGGCCUAGUGACUGUUCGUGGAGAAAAGCCGGCAACACCACCAUGCGGCUUGCCAUCCACCGAUUCUCCAGCCCUGUGGCCCAACACUCCGUCUAAUGGCUCUGCAGAAUCCAGUUCCGAUAAGACAGUUGCCAGCUGCGUUCGGAGGAGGCCGAAAACGCCGCGUGCCCAGCACCCACCGAGUCUUCUAUCUACACCGUGCCCCAGUGGAGCUGCUGCCAUCAGCGCCGCCGCCACCGCUGCCUCGCCACCUCUACAGGAAGCGACUGGCACUUCACCGUGCGUCGCUAAGCUCGCCGGCCUCGGCCUCUCCUCUCCAGUGCUGGCCGAUACUUCUUCCUCCUCUUCCUCUUCUUCAUCGGUGCCUUCCUCACCCCAGACCGAAGUCUCUCCUGUCUGCGUAACUCGUGGGGAAGCGUCGUCAGCUUCUUCCACGUCAUCCAGUGAUGAAGCAGCAUCGCCAAGGGCCGAGAAUGUCUCUGCCCCAUUCCGACGCACCAUGGACACAACAGCCAUUGAGCUCCAUUCGCUGGCAGACACGUGGGAUGGCACGGUCGAUGAACAUCGCCAUGAACUCUCCGAAGACAUCGUUGGUCGGAUCGACACAGCCGUUGGUCAGGCUCGGUUGCUCAUCCGCGAACGCUUCAAGCAAUUCUCCAAGCUGUGCGAUGGUGCUGAUAAUCCUUCUGGCGACAAGUUAACACAUGCGUCUGACCUGCAAGGCUUCUGGGAGAUGAUCAGCUUUCAGAUCGACGACGUGAAGCAGAAAUUCGAAGCCCUGACAAAGCUAAAGGAGAGCAACUGGGAAGUGGUGUCAAAAACGCCGAAGAAGAAGCCCAAAGCCAAGAAGAUCACAAAGAAGAAGACUCCGGCCAAGGCGGCAGCCGCAGCACGAGAACGGAUGCGACAGUUCCGCAUGGCGAAAAAGCUGGAACUGGAAGCUGUUGCCGCUAAGGAAGGCGAGGACGCGGCUGUCGUGGAGGAUGCUGGCGCUUGCUCUUCUUCAACUGUUGCGGAAAGCGUGCGUACACCAGAGGCGAAAGCAUCGCGAAAGAACACCCCAGUCUGCUCAGCCACCCGCAAGACACCGUCAAGUUCGAGUUCAGUCUCUUCUCCUAAGAAACGAACGCCACGCAGCCCGGCAACGAAAGCCAAGACGCCUCGCACGAAAACACGCCGUGGCUCCCUCCUGCAAUCGGCUAUUGCCAAGUCGGCCAAGAAGCACCAACAGAAGCUGCUGCUCCAGCAGCAAGAGCAGCCUCCUAGCAAUGCCGGCUUUGAUUUCUCUGCAUACAUCGAGCCACUAUCGGCCUCCAAGCAGAUGAAGGGAUGGCAGCCUGGCUGGCAAGCGCCUCCGGUGGAAACUGAUGGAGCAGAUCUGAUGUCCUUUUCUCCUGCUGGUGCUGCCUCACGGUCUACGAAGAAGGUGAAACCGAUCGGCAAAGCGGGCUCCCCCGCUGGUGCCUUUGUGCGCAGUCUUGCUCCGUGCACGCCGUCAAACUCCGCCAGGGGGAGAGUGUCCAGCAUAUGCACAAUGAAUAACCAUGUGGUGAUGACGCCGGUGCGACGAUCCCUGCGCCUUCGCACGCCGCACAAGGAGGACGGUGAAGCCUUCAGUAGCGCUGCCAAUAUCGGGGAAGGGCUUCCCAACCUGGCAGAGUACAGCGUGUGGCCGAACAUGGCGUUAGAGUGAACCCGAUGUUCUCUAGCGUCUCGGAUCCUGUCCUUUGCUGCCGUUUCGAGUCACCGGUUUGUGCUGUGUAUGUAGUUCUAGUUGUUUUGUUUGUUUUUGCCAUCAUUGCGUUCUUCCAAUGGCCAUAAACACAGAAUAUUCUUGGUUUUGUGUCGGUUGUGCUGCUGCUGGCUGUCUAAGUGUGACUGCAGUGUUAGCGUGUACUUAUAGAGGUUGUGUUUGCGUACUGUGGUUGUGUUACGCAAACUUUCCGCUUCCGUGUGUUCAGAAGUAGGUAGGCUGUUCAUUGUUUGUGUGUGGGUGUGGGU
Messenger RNA from Sycon ciliatum, 2958 nucleotides. Its product is annotated as disks large-associated protein 5-like. Gene Ontology annotation, biological process: signaling. NCBI's taxonomy places the organism in Eukaryota, Metazoa, Porifera, Calcarea, Leucosolenida, Sycettidae. The transcript has 12 exons. The coding region runs from base 224 to 2650 and encodes 808 amino acids. The record is from RefSeq and is a predicted model, not a curated record.